Guyanagaster necrorhizus is the source of this 1637-nucleotide messenger RNA. RefSeq lists its product as uncharacterized. The record is from RefSeq and is a predicted model, not a curated record. Lineage: Eukaryota; Fungi; Basidiomycota; Agaricomycetes; Agaricales; Physalacriaceae. Bases 343 to 1332 code for a protein of 329 amino acids. The transcript is spliced from 4 exons.
CUUCGUCUUUUGAAAGAAACUGCUCCAAGUCCUUCGAAGCAAGCAAUUUCGAACUAGUGGAACAUUCAAGAACCCUAGAGAUAAACAGGCUGAGGUUACGAGUUAGAUUAGAAGCAAAAGACAACUGAAAUUGCUCUCCAUUUCGUGCGAAAGGACAGGUCCCGUGUCAGUGGCGGUGGCAGAAAGUUCUUAUGUUCCGUACUCCGACCACGUUUCUUUGACGUCGCAACAUUCUAUGUACCCUUUGUUUUUGGUCAUUUACGACAACAAUAUGACAUCUGUGGCUCUUUCUUUUCGCUAUAUAUCGGUCGGACGAGAACCUUGUCAACACCGUCCGUCACCAUGAAUGCUUAUAUGGGCGAAUACGUGGUCAUCCAAAUCGAUCCCUUUGCCUCGCUCGAGUCGGCGUUGCUGUACGAUCCGGAAGUACUUGGAGCAUGCCAGGCGAUGAGGAACAAAAAAUAUGUAGCCUGUCUUACAUGGGCAGUCCAAUCAGCGAACAAAUACCUAUCCGGAACCGUCUGCUUCGUUUCUCAAGGGCUCACUUGUGGAAAUCCUGAUGAGGAUAUCACGCCGGCGAUGAGUCUGCCUAUCCUACCGAACACGUCUCAUCCCGAGUCUCGCGAGCCACUUGACGCUAAGGAGCCGCUGCCGUGGCCGGAUCUGUACCAGCAGACGCAGGCAGUGGCGAAAAUCCGCUUCCGAAAUACGCCUGCAGAUGGAAAGGCGCUGCCGCACUCGCCGCAUUCAUUGAGUGUCAGCGAGCGCUACGAGCUUCUUCUAGGCCAGGAGGUGGACGAGUGCAGGAGAGAGGAUCUAGCACGGGCGCGUCAAAAGGCUGAAGCUUCUGACUAUGAGAGCGCGACGUCAUCUUCGUGCACGGCGAUGGCUAGUAGCGAUGCUGGGUGGAGCGCGGAUGAGACGGUGUGCACAGAUUCUGGAGCAGGGCACGGUUCGCUAGCCGAGAUUGUGCCUGUCGUCGAGAUGACGAUCGAUCUGGAAUCAGUGGACGUUGUCAAUGACCCUUGGGAGUUUUUCGAGGAGGUGCAAGCUUUGGAGAGGCUUGUGUAUGAGCACAAGAAACGACACAGGUUGGCUAUAGAAAAGGCCAUAAAACUUGAUAGCGAACUCGCGGAGCGGAUAAUACUCAAGCACCGCGUGUCGUCCGUUGAGAAAGACAACUCCCCUCGGUUCAAGCAAGUCGUACAGUCUUGCCGGAAAAAAAUACACGCCCUCGCUUCCUUUAAUGGCUCUGAAUCUAGAAAGGGAUUCGGAUUGCCUAUGGAAUCUCCAAAAGGACCGUUGGAUGGGGUAUAUUCUUGCUGGCUAUAAUGUUGCAUAGUCAAAAUGAAUACGACGAGGAUUUGGGCAGUUCUUUUUCGGCUCGAUAACUUGGACCUGGCAACGUUACCCCUGAAAUCUAUACGACUUGAGGCAUUAUGGAAAGCAGUUGAUGCUUACCUUGGUUAGGCCCUGGGGCGCUCUGAGCCCUCGUGCCGCGACGGAGGUUUCUCAAUGGAAGUUGUUUCAUUGGAUUACAACCGAGAAUGUCGUGAAGCUAAUGUCGUCAUGUUGACGCUUCCUUCAACGCUGCGGUUUUCUUCAGACUAGCAUUAUCACGGACCAUGCCAUCCUAG